This is a messenger RNA of Drosophila elegans, 697 nucleotides long. RefSeq lists its product as uncharacterized. The record is from RefSeq and is a predicted model, not a curated record. The coding region runs from base 89 to 598 and encodes 169 amino acids. Lineage: Eukaryota; Metazoa; Arthropoda; Insecta; Diptera; Drosophilidae. The transcript is spliced from 2 exons.
UAUCGAUACAUUGCAGCUGACACCUGAACAGCCCUUUAUUUUUAUUAGAUAAUAUUUUGUUAAUUUCGAGAAACGCGCCGCUGUGACAAUGAACCGAAUUUGCCAGAGUCUGUUGCGUCAGAGCCACCGCAAUGCCCGUGGCCUGGUGGCCGGAGCAAGUGCAUCCGCCUCCGCUCCUGGUGCGCUAAGCCUAAGCCGCUUCUUUGCAGCGGAUGCGGCGACCGGCGAGGCGGUGGACAAGGCGACGCUGGACAAGCUGGUGCGCACCAACAAGGUGGUCGUAUUCAUGAAGGGCAAUCCCCAGGCACCGCGCUGCGGAUUCAGCAAUGCGGUGGUGCAGAUCAUGCGGAUGCACGGCGUCCAGUACGAUGCCCAUGAUGUCCUGCAAAACGAGUCUUUGCGGCAGGGCGUUAAGGACUACACCGACUGGCCCACCAUUCCGCAGGUCUUCAUCGAUGGCGAGUUCGUCGGCGGCUGCGACAUCCUGCUGCAGAUGCACCAGAGUGGCGACCUCAUCGAGGAGCUCAAGAAGGUGGGCAUCGUCUCCGAGCUCCUAAAGGCGGAACAGGCCAAACAGGAGGACGAGAAGGCCAAGUGAGGACCCAGCAGAGCACCCAAAGAUCAAACCCCACACAACAACCCAUAUGUUAGCCACGCAACACGUUUCUAUUAUUAAAUGUUUAACUCAUAAUGAUAA